GUCAAAAUUUUUUUUGUGUUGUGUGGUUGAAUGAAUUUUUGUCCACGCGAGUUAUUUUUUUUUAUUUGGCCACCAAGUUUUUGCUGUAAUUAUUAAAAUAUAAACCAUUUGAAUUUAGAAAUAUUAUAUGAAAAGUUUAGAAAAACCUUAAGAUGAGUACUAUAUUAGAGAAAAUUGCUGCCAUUGAAGGCGAGAUGGCUCGUACCCAAAAAAAUAAAGCUACAUCGGCUCAUUUGGGUUUGCUAAAGGCUAAAUUGGCUAAACUGCGAAGAGAAUUGAUUUCCCCCAAGGGUGGUGGCGGUGGUACAGGUGAACAGGGUUUUGAAGUUGCCAAGACUGGUGAUGCCCGGGUGGGUUUUGUGGGUUUUCCCUCUGUGGGUAAAUCCACUUUGCUGUCCAAUUUAGCCGGUGUCUAUUCUGAAGUUGCGGCCUAUGAGUUCACCACGCUUACCACGGUGCCGGGUUGUAUUAAAUAUAAAGGAGCUAAGAUCCAAUUGUUAGAUUUGCCCGGUAUUAUUGAAGGUGCUAAAGAUGGUAAAGGUCGUGGUCGUCAAGUUAUUGCUGUGGCACGUACCUGUAAUUUAAUUUUCAUGGUACUCGAUUGCCUUAAACCUUUGGGUCACAAAAAAUUGCUAGAACAUGAAUUGGAAGGUUUUGGUAUACGUCUCAAUAAGAAACCACCAAAUAUUUACUAUAAACGCAAGGACAAGGGUGGUGUUAAUCUCAAUUCUAUGGUACCACAAUCCGAAUUGGAUGCUGAUUUGGUUAAGACCAUAUUGUCGGAAUAUAAAAUACACAAUGCUGAUAUAACGCUGCGUUAUGAUGCCACCAGUGAUGAUUUGAUUGAUGUCAUUGAAGGCAAUCGUAUCUAUAUACCCUGCAUUUAUCUGCUUAAUAAAAUUGAUCAAAUUUCUAUAGAAGAAUUGGAUGUCAUCUAUAAGAUUCCACACUGUGUACCCAUAUCAGCUCAUCAUCGUUGGAAUUUCGAUGAUUUGCUAGAAUUGAUGUGGGAAUAUUUGAAAUUGGUGCGAAUUUAUACAAAACCUAAAGGUCAAUUGCCUGAUUACAAUUCACCUAUUGUCUUGCACAGUGAACGCACCACUAUUGCUGAUUUCUGUAACAAAUUGCAUCGUACUAUUGCUAAAGAAUUUAAAUAUGCCUUGGUUUGGGGUUCUUCGGUUAAACAUCAACCCCAAAAGGUUGGUAUUGAUCAUGUGCUCAACGAUGAAGAUGUUGUACAGAUUGUUAAGAAGGUCUAGAGUGUAACAGAGAAUUUGACAAAAAAAGAAAUAAUUUUUAUUAUUAAUAAAGAAAACAAAAUUAGUUUUAAACUAAAUGAAUGCUAAAACAAAGUUCUAUGUCAUUGAUAUUUUUUAUGGUCAUAUGCGCCGGCAAUGAAAAAACACACAAAAAAUUGAGAAGAAAUAAAGAUGGAAAUAAAAAAGUAAAUAUUUAACAAAAAAAGGUA
Lucilia cuprina (Australian sheep blowfly) is the source of this 1468-nucleotide messenger RNA. RefSeq names its product GTP-binding protein 128up (gene 128up). Gene Ontology annotation, biological process: cytoplasmic translation. The record is from RefSeq and is a predicted model, not a curated record. The transcript is spliced from 5 exons. Gene Ontology annotation, molecular function: GTPase activity; GTP binding. Gene Ontology annotation, cellular component: cytoplasm. The coding region runs from base 153 to 1259 and encodes 368 amino acids. NCBI's taxonomy places the organism in Eukaryota, Metazoa, Arthropoda, Insecta, Diptera, Calliphoridae.